GAGAAUCUCCCAGGUCUGAUUGUCCGAUAGACUGAACUCACCCACAGAGAGAGGGAGGAGAGGAAUGGAGAAGGUACAGAGAAACCCCAAAUUUGUGGCUUUUCCCCCAAAAUCCAAUGCAAAGUGAUGUUUUUUUUUUCUCUUUCUUUGUUGUUACUGCUACUCACAUUCACAUCCACCACCAAACCAAACUGGCCAGAGAAAAAACCCAGGAGGAAGAGAAGAGGAGGAGUUUGAGAGGAGAGGAGAGGAGAAUACAACAAGGGGGAGGGAAGGCAGAGAAUAAAAAGACCAGAAGUUGACAAACUUUUCCUGUCACUCUUCUAAGAAGGUCUUUGCUCCUCCUCCUCGGCUUCUUUGCAGCUGGUGCUAGAGAGAGAAAGUGAGAGAGGAGAGAGGAGGAAGAGAAGAGAAGAGAAGAGAAGAGAAUAAAAGUAUGGAGGGAUUUCCACCCUUAUCUUGCUCUGCCAAUCUAGUUCUCUGAUCUGCAUCUGGGUCUCAUCAUCUUCUUCCUCCUUGCAUGCUCUUCUUCUUCCUCCUCCUCCUCCUAGCAAAGGAAGGAAGUGAAGGAAGGAUUUUAGUAUCCUUGUCCAUGUGAAAAUGGAUAUAUAUAUUAUUGUGUAUGUGUCCUGCUGCUGUCUGUUUGGUUGGCCUUGUCUCCUGGCUUGAGGAAGUGGGGAAAGGUGGAAUCUUUUUUUGGAUUUUGGAGGCUCUGAGCCAGCCAGCCAGCCAGCCGCCCCCGGUGUGGGCUUCUCUUCUCUCCCGGUGAUACGGUUUAGGUGAGGCGACCUCUUUUUUGGAAGAUCUUGGCAGCAAAAGAUUAGUUUGGAAAUACGGCGACUUGGUCUGUAGAUAUUGGCAUCCUGCCCUGGUUUACAUCUGAGCACUUCGGAUGGGAACAAAAGUUGAAAGCAAGACCUAUCUUCCAGGAUACUUUGCCAUGGCAGAUUCUAGUGUAAAUUCUAACGGCAAUUGGUUGUCGUGUCAUGAGGAGAGCAAACCAAGCGGGCAUGUUAGUGACAGUUUCACAAUAACAACUCCAAAUGGAUCUCCAGAUUAUGAUAAGGAAAUGCUAAAGCGGACAAUGCUUGUGCAUGAAGCAACAUUCCGGAAACAGGUAUAUGAGCUUCAUCGACUGUAUAAAACUCAGAAGGACCUAAUGGCACAGUUCAAAAGUCAAGAGUGCAAUGGAUAUCCUAGAUCUGCAGAUACAUUACAUGCAAGGUCUUAUUCAUCGCAGGCAACAUCGGGGGAUGUAAAAAGAGUCUGGCAUGUUGUUCCUCCUACAUCUGGACAUGAUAUUAAGCAAUCAUCCAUAAAUUUCGCCAAGGGAAAUGGAGCCCCUUUGAUAAAUAAUAAUGGCAGGUCCUCAAAGAAAAUGUUGGACCUUCAGCUUCCAGCUGAUGCAUAUGCCGAUGAUGAUGACGACGACGACGAUGUGGAGAUACUAGAGGAGAAGCCUGCGACGAUUUUGCCGAGAACAAAUAGCUCCGUUGGUGGAAUUGUUAAGCUCAACCCUGGAAAUAGCGAGGGCUGUUCAUACAUGGAGAAGAGCUGGAUCACUGGUUUACAUCCACAACAUGCCUCUACAGUAAAUGUUUUAAAUAAAGCAGCAGAAGAAUCUUCUAGUAUGAAAAUGCCAGACUACAUUGGUGCGGGAACCUCCACUUCUCAAAGCCAACGUUAUUCAUCAGGCAGGGUGAACCUGAACCACCAAAGUUUGGAAGACAACAUGAGAGAAAAACUUAUUGGUGAAGCAUCUGGUUCAAACUUUUUGGGUGCAAAUGAGGAAACAAGGCACAACAAUUCAUUCAACCAUAGAAAAGAUUAUCAAAAUGUCAGCAUGGCAUGGUUCAAGCAAGAGCAAAGUGGUAUUAAUUUCUCCACGGGGCAUUACCUGCCUAGAUACAAUGCCUUCAAUCAACCAAUGGUUGCGCCGUCCAGCUCCAAUGCCGCAGUCAAGUCUCCAUGGCAAGGCAGCAACACAAGUUACACCGCUAAUAGCCACUAUGGUUCUGUUGACAUGUCCUUUGCUCAGAAUGGUUUCUUCAAUGGCUUUUCAAUGGAUUCUAUCAAUACUCCAAUGGCAACUCAUCAUUAUCAUAAUCAACGUUCAUCAAAGUUUCCUGGAGAACCUCAAUGUCGAAAGCAUUCCCCACUCCAUGAUGUAAAUCUGAAUGAUGCCCCUCAAGAUGUUACCGCUAUUCAGGAACAAGGAAGUGAGAAUUCACCAGUUGAUAUCUCUUGGCUCAGAAAGGACCCGAUUGAUCCGGUCAAGUCACAAGUGCAGCCGAGUUGUGCAAAUGGGCAAUCCCAGGUUUUGUUAGGUUCCACAGCUUAUUCAGAAGGCAGCACAAAAAUUCUCGGUUUCCCUAUCAAUGCAGCUGCUGAAAAAGAUUCUCGAUGCUUAUUGACCAAGCGUGAAACUGACAUGGAAAUGCAAUUACAUAACAAAAAAGAUGACACAAAUCCGAGGAAUCUCAUUGACCUCAAUGCUGCGCCUUUGAUGGAUGAGCCAGACAUAGAUGUUCAUCAGUCAGAAGGUGGCACUAUUCCUCAGAAAGCAGUUGAUCCUUCUGAGGACUCUCUUGCUAUAACUGCAGCAGAGAGUCUUGUAGCCAUUUGUAAGGAUGUGUUUCAAGCAGGAUCAUCCCCUGCUGACACUUUGCGUUGGUUCGCUGACCUCGCUAUUGCAUCAAAGGAGGAUACAAUGGUCUGUAGUAGCGAAAGCGAAACUGAUGAUGACUUUGAAGCUUUGACACUGCAGCUGCAAGAAACCAAAGGCUAUGAGCCCUAUUCAGCACCAAGAACGGUGGUAGAGCAUAAGAGCAAUGAAGAGCAUGGCCCUGUGACAGCUUCAUUGGUUCAGACAAAACCUCGAAGAGGCCGAGCACGAAAGCGACCCCAGAAAAAGGACUUCCAGAAGGACAUUCUACCAAGCCUCGCGUCGCUGUCGAAACAUGAGGUGUCAGAGGAUCUUCACACCCUCGGAAGGCCAACACCAUCAAAGCGGGGAGGUCGGAAUGGAUCACAAUCUAGAGGGAGGCGCCGAACAAGAAGCGUGGCUAUCGCCGUUGAGGAAGUUGAGGUAAGCCCACCUCCAGCUCCAAUGCCGCCACCUCCUCCCCCAGCUGACUUGGAUGCUGAUGCUCUGGGCAUCACUGGGUGGGGAAGGACAACCAGGCGCUGCCGUCGACCAAGAUGUCCACCGGCAAACAAUGCGUCGUUGCGACUAGCUUGAGAGAAUUUUUUAGGUGCCUUAGCUGACGAGAAUUGAUCUUGAAACUGUAAUUUUUGGGUGGAGUUGCAGAGAAAUUUGGGACCUAGUAGCUUAACAGUAAUCAAUCAAACAUUGUACAUGCUUCAGCCCUAAUUUGGGGCUCCAGAAACCUGCAUUGGAUCAAAAGCAUGGUGUACAUCUCUUUGUUUUGAUGUAAACUCCCAUUCUAGGUAGCAAUGCACCUGAAGAACAGGCCUUGCGAACCCUGGAAUAUCUCAGUUUGGUGUAAUUAGAUUUAGCUUCUGGCCAUGCUGAGUUGCUGAUAUGUUGCCUGUGAUGUCAUGUUCUGAAUUUACAA
Messenger RNA from Oryza brachyantha (malo sina), 3578 nucleotides. RefSeq lists its product as uncharacterized. The coding region runs from base 893 to 3241 and encodes 782 amino acids. The transcript has 5 exons. Lineage: Eukaryota; Viridiplantae; Streptophyta; Magnoliopsida; Poales; Poaceae. The record is from RefSeq and is a predicted model, not a curated record.